Messenger RNA from Archocentrus centrarchus (flier cichlid), 4996 nucleotides. RefSeq names its product sushi, nidogen and EGF-like domains 1 (gene sned1). The record is from RefSeq and is a predicted model, not a curated record. Gene Ontology annotation, molecular function: protein binding; calcium ion binding. Gene Ontology annotation, biological process: cell-matrix adhesion. NCBI's taxonomy places the organism in Eukaryota, Metazoa, Chordata, Actinopteri, Cichliformes, Cichlidae. The transcript is spliced from 32 exons. The coding region runs from base 241 to 4389 and encodes 1382 amino acids.
CGGACUGUAGCUCAUGCAGUGCCCAGCAGCAAGCAGAAUGCAAGGAAUCUGCAGUAUUCCCCUGUCUCACACAAGGAGCCCAGUUCACUGAAGGACGAGUGAGGAGAACCAGUCAGAGGAGGAUUCAGAGGGGGGAACCUGCGGUCUUGUUCUGCUCUGCUCUUGUUGCCUCAGGUGUACGUGCUCCUCCCUCCCCUCCGCAGUGCCUGCUGUCAGCUCCAUCCCUGGGUGGCUGAGGCCAUGGUGCUGGUGGUGCGAGCCCUGCUGCCCUACUUCUGCACCCUCUUCUUCCUGACCCUGCUGCCCGGGGUGGAACCUGCCGUGCCCCUGGAGGACUUCUACCCCUUUGGUCGGGACAAGGGGGACUCCCAGACCAUCGCUCAGGAUGACGGUGGCUCCGGGCUCCUGGAGAUAUCUGUCGCAUUCCCCUUUUUUGGAGACAGGCACGCCGGACUCUAUGUUAACAACAAUGGCCUUGUGUCCUUCCUGAGAGAGGUGUCACAGUUCACGCCUGUAGCCUUUCCGAUCGCUGGGGACAGAAGGGUCGUGGCGCCAUUCUGGGCCGAUGUGGACAACCGUCGAGCGGGGACGGUCUUCUAUAGGGAGAGCCAGGAUCCCACCAUCCUGAGGAGGGCCUCGGGCGAUGUCAGGACGUACUUUUCAGAGUUCCCCAACUUCAACGCAACAUGGGUCCACAUCUCUACAUGGCAUCAAGUCACCUUCUUUGGAGGAAACUCCCAUACACCAGUAAAUACUUUCCAAGUGGUGCUCAUUACAGAUGGAGAUCUUUCCUUCACUAUAUUCCAGUACAAUAACAUCACUUGGACCACAGGCAUGCAUGCCAGCAGUGGAGGAAACCUGGUUGGGCUGGGAGGGAUUGCAGCGCAGGCAGGUUUUAAUGCUGGUGAUGGCAAGCGCUAUUUCAACAUCCCUGGCUCCCGCACAGCUGAUGUUGUAAAUGUUGAGGGAACCACCAACGUGGGCUACCCCGGCAGAUGGGUCUUCCGCAUAGAUGAUGCUAAUGUGGAAGUGGGAGGCUGCAAUAACUCUGCGUCAGUGUGCCCACACCUCCGCCCCUGCCUGAACGGAGGUCAGUGCAUCGAUGAUUGUAUUACAGGCAACCCCUCCUUCACUUGCUCCUGCUUGGCUGGCUUCACCGGUCGAAGAUGCCAAAUCGAUGUCGAUGAGUGUGCCUCGCAGCCUUGCCAGAAUGGAGGGACUUGUAAAGACCAGAUUAAUAGUUUCACCUGUCAGUGUCCUCCAGGUUACACCGGGAUCUUUUGUGAAACAGACAUUGACGAGUGCAGAGACAGGCCGUGCCUCAACAACGGGUUGUGCGUACGAGGCGCUGGCGCUUUCACCUGUGUGUGCGAGCCGGGUUACACUGGUGUCCUGUGUGAGACAGACAUAAACGAAUGUGAGUCGCAGCCCUGUCUGAAUGGAGGAGAGUGCAUCGAUCAGGUGAACAACUUCACCUGUACGUGCCCCGCCGCCUUCACCGGGACGCUCUGUGAGACAGAGCUGCUGCCACUUCAGGUCAACUCAACCGAGGCAGGAAACCAAACAGCCUCAUGUGAAGAGGACUGCAAGAAGAACCAGAUCUGUGAAUACACCAGCUCAGGAAUCUACAACUGCACGUGUGCUCCAGGCUUCUAUGGUGACAAGUGUGAAGAGGAGUGUCUUUGCCAGAAUGGGGGUGUCUGUGUGGACAUCAAUGGGACCUGUGAGUGCCCUUCAGGCUACACAGGACUCUACUGUCAGUUUGAGGUGACCCAGAUGCCGUGCAGUAACGGCAGAUUGUGCCCUGAUGGGAAUCCCUGUUUGGAGUACGGGGGAGCAUACCUGUGCACGUGUCAGACCAGAGUGGAGCUGGACCACAAAGACUUUUACUCCUAUGUACAGCCCCAAUCGGUCUGCGACUCCUCUCCCUGUCUGAAUGGCGGCUACUGCUACGAGCUGGACGGAGGCUACGCCUGCGAGUGCAAGUACGGAUACUGGGGGAAGAACUGUGAGAAAGUUAGACCUAAUACCUGUGCUUCAGGGCCCUGCCGCAACGGAGGCUCCUGUAAGGAAGAGGCCGGGAGUUACCGAUGUGUGUGUCCUUACAGAUUCACAGGAAAACACUGUGAAGUGGGGAAGCCGGACCCCUGCGCCUCCAGCCCCUGUCUGAAUGGUGGGACGUGUUUUCACUACAUAGGGAAGUAUAAGUGUGAAUGCACUGACGCCUACAGCGGCCGGCACUGUGAAAUCAGCAGGAGUGCAGUGCGUACCUCUGCAGAGCUGGGCUGCGGGCCACCCCCACACAUCAAGCACGCUGAGGUCCAGUUCUCCUCAACAACACCGGGCUCCAUGGCCGUGUACAUAUGCCACUCAGGCUUCACGUCUGUGCCCAGAGCCACCCAGAGCAUCUGUGGCAUUCAGGGAGGCUGGAGCCAGCCGCCUGUCUGCGAGGAGAUCAACGAGUGCUUAUCGCAGCCGUGUCUUAAUGGCGGCACCUGUCGAAAUAAGAUCGGGUCCUACCAGUGUGUGUGCGCCAGUGGCUUCAGUGGAAACCGCUGCCAGACGGACGUAAACGAGUGCCUGUCGGAGCCCUGCAUGAACAGGGCCACAUGUGAGGACCGGCCCGGCUCCUACCUGUGUCACUGCCCACAAGGCUUCAGAGGACAGAACUGUGAAACAGAGCAGGACGCGUGUGAGUCCAACCCCUGCCUGAAUGGAGGUGUGUGUCGGGGCUACAGGAGAAACUACCUGUGCCUGUGUAAAGAGGGUUUCUUUGGGGAUCAGUGCCAGAUGUUGGAGGACCCGUGUGUGCUGAAGCCGUGUGGGAACCGUGGCCACUGCUGGAGCGACAGGAGGGGAAACUACAACUGCGUUUGUAAAGUCGGACUCACGGGCAAAGACUGCGAGAAAGACCUGCUGCCUCCUCCCGGUCUCCACGUGCUGCGUGUGGAGGAGAGCGAGGUGGAGCUGCGAUGGGACGAGCCGGAGCCCUCAAACAGCCUGAUCAGCAUGUUUGCCGUCACCUAUGCUCCCCUGGGCCAGACCAACCCCAAAACAGACUACCUGGACAGGCAGAAGUCCACCCACAUGAUGCGAGGCCUGGUGCCCGGCCUGCUCUACAACAUCUCCACCUUCUCCAUCAAACUGAAAACCAACAGCAACGACACAAGCCAACCUGCCACUGCGCUGAUACGCACCAGACCUCGGCCGGUGGAGCAGCUGCAGGUGGUCAACGUGUCCUCCUCUCAGGUGUGGCUGCAGUGGCUGGUCCAGGCUGCCCGUCACGCAACCGUCAGCGGGGUGCGCGUGUCCUUAUUGCCUUCAGACGGGAGGGAGGCUCGCACUGCUGUGCUCAACACGAGCACCACUGAGUACACCUUCAGUUCGCUGCAGCCGGCUCAGAUGUACACGGUGGACGUGCUGACUCAGAGCGGGAUCAGACCAGAUGAGUUUCCCUCCAUGAGCCGCUCAGCAGGACCUCUGCAAUUCUGGACAAGGCCUCUUCCCCCACAGAACCUCUCCCUCUCACACGUGACCCCAAACUCAGCCCUGAUCACCUGGAGCCGCCACCCGAGACACGUCCCAGAUGGCUUUGUGGUCAACGUGACCCGAGGUUUGAAUACCAGAAGUCGAUUCCUGCCCAACGGGAGGGUGGCCUCGUACACCCUCCGCGAGCUGACGCCGGGGCAGCACUACUACGUGGCCCUCACAUCGGUCAAAAACACGGGGCAGGAGCAGAUCCACAGCAUACCUCAGCACCUGGCUUUCACUACCUUGCCAAUGCCGGUCAGACCGGGGAGGAGAGAGAGACCAGCGGUGACCAGACAAGAGAUCCCAUCCCAGCCUCAGGACGUGGGCGGCACAGCAGAAGCAGAAAACUCUGAGGAACUACCCAGAUACACAGAACUCAUCGACAGGAGGGGAAAGAUAACAGCCAAGUUCACUCACCUGCCUCGAAAAGCCAUCCGGCAUCGCACUAAACCUGAGCCGCCAGUUCGGUUAGAGAACAUGGAAGAAACAACAAACAAAGUCAGCCUUGCACUGGAGAUCCAAGAAGAAGCUUUGAGAACAAAACCUGAGUCGCCCCAAGACUGCCGCAGCCUGCCCUGCCAGAACGGAGGCACAUGUGUGAACGGAGGCGACUCCUUCGUCUGCGACUGCGCAGCCGGGUUCAAGGGCAGGCAGUGUGAACUGUCGUGCCAGCGAGUGCCACACCCGUGCACCCGCCUGUACUCUGAAACCAAGAGCGUGCCCGUGUGGGAGGGCGGCGUGUGCCAUUACCUGUAUAAAAGGAUGUACAAAGUACAGCAGGAUGUGUGUUACCGAGAGAUUUGUGAAUCGACACCUUCCAAGAAGAGUCAGACCAGAAGAACAAACACACAACAAUAAAGAGCACUUGGAGCCUGAUGAAAGAACUGUCAUCACUGUCAUGUGAAAAACCUCCUUACUUCAAUUUUGGUGUUUAUAAUCUGCUUGAAGUAACUGAUUAUGGUCAUUUUUUUUGUGCUGAAAAACCCUGUCAGAGCCCACUGUAACAUUCACAAACAAACCAUCAACCAUCUGAAAAUGAGGCUGCAUCCUGAGAGCUCACAAAAGGAUUAUCAGUCAGAUGCAAAAAGCCCCACAUCAUGUAUCAUUUGCAGUGUUCGCUGACCGAGUCUCAUACAAACACAUACGGUAUGCAAAUAUUAAUCCUAAGCAGUCAACCGCACUGCAUCAGAGACCUUAUAUACCUCAUUUCAACGUCUACGCUGACACAUUAGGAGAGGUGAUUCAGCUGCAGGUUUGUCCCUCAGGGAAUUGAAAGCGGAGUCUUUUCCUUACAUCAGUCCCAUCAUCUCCUUAUGAAGACAGCAGGAAAUGUAUACUUUCACCCAUAAACGGAUCUCUUCCUCUGACAAUGAUGCACAGCCUUUUCUGUGGAGAAUAUCUUCCUCUGUGUCUUAGCAGGCGUCACUGCUCGCUAACCUGUACAUAGUGUUUAUAGGCCAUUUUG